ACAGCUCGCACCGCCCCCCGCGAUACUGCCGGUUCCCGCGAGGCUGGGUAGUGUGGCUGGCGCCGCCUCAGGGGCUGGUACAGCGCCUCGCGCCGCCGCGGGGUCUCGCGGAGGGGGUGGUUGUUGCCGGCCGGCAGGAGGGGCGAGCGGCCGGUGCGCGCCGCCCUAGGCGAUGGCGGCGGGCGGCGGCGGGGGUGCGGUGGGGGGCGCGGGCUGGCGGCUGCCCGGGCGGGUGCUGGAGCUGGUGUUCUCCUACCUGGAGCUGCGGGAGCUGCGCAGCUGCGCGCUGGUUUGCCGGCUGUGGCACCACGUCCUGCACGGCGAUGAGAACAGCGAGGUGUGGCGCAGCCUGGCCGCCCGUAGCCUGGCCGAGGAGGCGCUGCGCACUGACAUCCUCUGCAACGUGCCCACCUACAAGGGCAAGGUACGGGCCUUUCAACAUGCUUUCAGUACCAAUGACUGCUCCAGGAAUGUGUACAUCAAGAAAAAUGGAUUUACAUUGCACCGGAACCCCAUUGCUCAGAGCACAGAUGGGGCAAGGACCAAGAUUGGUUUCAGCGAGGGUCGUCAUGCUUGGGAAGUUUGGUGGGAGGGGCCUCUUGGCACAGUGGCAGUAAUUGGAAUUGCCACAAAACGGGCUCCCAUGCAGUGUCAGGGCUAUGUAGCACUGCUGGGCAGUGAUGACCAGAGUUGGGGAUGGAAUCUGGUGGACAAUAAUUUGCUACAUAAUGGAGAAGUAAAUGGCAGUUUCCCACAGUGCAAUAAUGCACCAAAAUACCAGAUAGGUGAGAGGAUUAGAGUCAUCUUGGACAUGGAAGACAAGACAUUAGCCUUUGAGCGGGGCUAUGAGUUCUUGGGCGUUGCAUUCAGAGGAUUGCCAAAGGCCUGCCUAUAUCCAGCAGUGUCUGCUGUGUAUGGGAACACAGAGGUGACUUUGGUCUACCUGGGAAAACCUCUAGAUGGAUAACAUUGAUUGUUUCAUUGGGACAUCAAGAUGUGGAAGAUCUGGAGAAGAAAUCUGCACGUUGGUUAGAGGGAAAGAUGAACUUGAAAUAAAGUGUGGGUCCGUGUGCAAGAAACCUCCAGGAAAACAAAGAAUUGUGAUCUGGAGAACCAGCCAUACUGCAGGAAUUGUUACAUUUCCUUUUUCUAUCAAACCAGAAAAAUCCUCAGGGUUGGAGUUGGUUGAAUGGGCAGUUCACACAUGCAUGUUGCAACAUAUUUCAUUGCUAAGAUGGCUGUGUGUGACCUCAAAUACGUAAGGAAAGAUUUGAUAGACGUGCUUGAGGAAAUUAACCUGCGAAUUUGUAGGUAGCGUGUUUUGUGAAAGACUCCCAUUUUAAAACUGUUCCUUCUGGGCCAGUGUGGCUACCAGAGGGGAGAGAGUCUGGUUGGGUUUUAUUUAUAUUUUUUAACAUAUUGAGAAGCAUGGUCUGCCUGGACUGCACUUCUCUUAUACAAUGAGAUAUAAAAUUUGUGCAGCUAUUUUUAAGUGUAUUUUAAAGGUUGUAUAUACAGAACAUGUAAAAAAAAAAUCCUGUUAAAAGGUCGGCUUCUUUCUAAACUGGGAUAUAAUUUCUUAAAGGAAAAACCACUACAUGGCAUCAGAACAACUUCUGUUGAGAGAUAGACAACAUGCAUGCAAGUGUUAUAAAGCAUCUUAGGAUGCUUUUGUGGAAGAAGGUGCUACAUAGGCUCAUUUGGAUGUGGAGAAAGUUUCCAUGGCUAAAGCAAUUUUUGUUUGUUUUCUGUGACAAAAAGAAGCCCCCCCCAUGAGUUUUAUUAUGCCACAAAUCCUGAUACCUAUUAACAAGGGAAUGCAAACUGAUUUACUGGGUUGAUCUUCCUCUUGAUGCAGAAAAACGAAUUCAUCUUUAAGAAGUCAUAAAGUUUAUAAUAUUGUAAAAUGAGGCUUUCAAAGUAAUAUGAAAAACAAUGUUGAACUUCCUGGGUCUAGAUUUUAUUUUUCUGUUAAAAUGUUUUAAUAAGGAUUCAAGGUUUCCUUUUAUUUGACUUAAAUUGGAUGUUUAAAAGACAAACAAACCCCCAAAUAUCCAGGUAUGGGCUCUGUCCGCCUACAACCAAGAGUAGUAAAACUCUCACCUCCCUCUGACAGGAAUUCUGGAUCAGGUCUACUGUGUGGGGUUUUCACCCAUUUCAUUUUUCUAAAAACUAUUUUUCACAAACUUGUCAGCAUUACGGUACUCAUGGAAUCUGGUAUCACAGCCUUCUCAAUCAGUUGUGUCCUAAGGAAGUAGAUGUAGGUGCUGUAGCAGCUGCUUUCCACAGAGGCUGAAAGCUCAACAGUGGUCUAGGAAACUGCCAGCUUCCACAAUGAAAAAUGCAAAGUUAGCCUCCAACCUGGCAGUAACAUCUUAACCUCUAAGCCCUGAAGCCAACCCUUGGUACUAAAAUUUUAUUUCUUUUUUUUUUUUAAUGUUUCUCCAAGCUACACAGAGCUAUCUUAACUUUUUUCAGGAUUAUUAUUUGAGGGAAGGGGAAGGGAAACAUUUGUACAAACCCUUAAUUUGUCUGUGCUAGAGAAUCUGAAUCAUGUAAUCUCAGACAUAUCUUUGAGUUCUCUGUGUAUGGGCAUGAGAGGAAAUUCUUAAAUUAUUGAUUUAAUUUUUUUCUGUUAUCUGAUUAAGCCGGGGAAAUGGUACAGGGAGCUGUCUGGAAUAAUUGGGAUGCUGUUGAAGAACUAGGUUUGGAAUGCUUUUUACAUAAUAUAUAAUAGGGUUCUGCUCUGGAACAGACUCUGUUGUUGCUACUUGAAGGGUUCUAAAAUAUUUAUUUGUGUUAUGUGUAGUCUGUUACUUAAAGGGAAUAUCUGUUGAGGUCAGUUUCUCUUGUUUGUUUUUGAAAACAAAAUGCACAUCAAGAAAUGAAAGACCUUUUAAAACAUUGAACUGAAACAUGGAACAGUUGAAUGAAGUGAGACCUGUACAUGUGAAUAACUUUUAGAAAAAUCUAAUUGUUACAAACAUUUACUAUUUGUACUAGAUUGUAAACUAUAUAUCAAUACAGCAGAACAUUAUGGCAUCAAUUUAAAAACUGUCCUAAAAUGAAAGAAAAACUUAAGUUAGAUUAAUGUGCUCUUUAAAUGAGUCUUGGAAGGCAUGGUCUCUACACUUGUUUAUGGAAUCCAAGUAUAUAUAGCUAAUCCCAAGAACUGUUCCAGAGAAUUUUGUUCAUGAAUUAGGUUUCACUUUUCUUUUUCAGGUAAUGUCAUGCCCUCUUUCCCUAUAAAUUAGAAGUGGUGGAAGCUGAACAUUCCUUUCCUUGGAGGGUGGGCGAUGAGGAACAUCUUGCUUAUGUAAACUUGUUAUAACUUAUUACUGGAGACCAAUGCUAGUUGUACAAAAUAUUAAAAUAAACUCUGCUACAACAUACAAG
This is a messenger RNA of Trachemys scripta elegans, 3396 nucleotides long. RefSeq names its product F-box protein 45 (gene FBXO45). Gene Ontology annotation, biological process: synapse assembly involved in innervation; proteasome-mediated ubiquitin-dependent protein catabolic process. Gene Ontology annotation, molecular function: protein binding. The record is from RefSeq and is a predicted model, not a curated record. NCBI's taxonomy places the organism in Eukaryota, Metazoa, Chordata, Testudines, Emydidae. The coding region runs from base 173 to 967 and encodes 264 amino acids. The transcript is spliced from 3 exons. Gene Ontology annotation, cellular component: synapse; SCF ubiquitin ligase complex.